Austrofundulus limnaeus is the source of this 297-nucleotide messenger RNA. RefSeq names its product transforming protein p68/c-ets-1. Lineage: Eukaryota; Metazoa; Chordata; Actinopteri; Cyprinodontiformes; Rivulidae. The record is from RefSeq and is a predicted model, not a curated record.
GCUGCCAGCAGGUACAGCAUCUCUGCGGUCCGGCGCUUCCAGAUCACAGGGAAACUUUUCACCUCGCUGUCACGUUCGUGAUGAGUUACUACAUGGAUCCAGUUUCUUCCUACCCGGCCCUUCACCCCUGUGACCGUCUGGGUGCAACGAGACAGGCUGGAGGAAUUGCAAUGGGCCCUCAGACCCAGCUCCCAGGUGUGAUUCACCCUCAGCAGCAGUUUUACCCCUCUCGGCCCCUUCAACCCCAUGAGAUACCCCUGCAGGAAGUACCYGAUGGACAUGACACGUGCCCAACAG